AUGGGUAUUAUAUUGGCUGACUUCCCAUCAGCUGGGACCUCCCAAGUCAGCCAGACUGCUGAUAAAUGAUCGGCAGUGGUUUGGUGAGCACCUGUGCCAGCUGUCUCAGUACUCUAGGAUGUACCCCAUCCGGCACCACAGAUUUUUGGAUAUUGAUGUGGAGCAGCAGAUCCCCAACCAUCUCCUCUUGGGUUGUGGGGAGUACCUGAAGUAUGAAUACCAGUUACGUAGUUUCAACAUAUGCCAAAAACACUGGCCAGAGGAAAAUUCUUCAGUAGUUCAUGGUUUUGCAGCAUCUCAGCAUCUUCUGAACUGUAGAAAAGUGUUCUGUAGGCCUGCGAUUGACCCUGAGUUUGUAAAGGGUGUAAAUAGUAGCACAAACUCAAUUGAGACUACAGAUGAAUUUGUCUUUAAAAUAGAGGUGCUAAUGAGUGGAAGGAAGCAUUUUGUGGAGAAGAGGUAUAGUGAAUUUCAUGCACUUCAUAAAAAGCUCAAGAAGUUCAUAAGAACUCCUGAGAUCCCUUCAAAGCAUGUGAGAAACUGGGUGCCCAAGGUCCUGGAGCAGCGACGGCAAGGCUUGGAGUUGUACUUGCAGACAGUCAUCUUAGAAAACGAAGAGCUUCCUAAAAUAUUUCUUGAUUUCCUGAAUGUUCGCCAUGUACCUACCUUGCCAAAAGCAGAAAGCUGUGGCUCUUUUGAUGAAACAGAAUCUGAAGAAUCAAGCAAACUGUCCCACCAGCCUGUGCUGCUGUUCCUAAGGGAUCCAUAUGUCUUGCCUAAAGCCAACGAUGACUUUCCAAAUGUAGUUAUAGAAGGCAUUCUACAUGGAAUAUUUUAUCCUCAUCUACUGCCCAGGUAG
Apaloderma vittatum (bar-tailed trogon) is the source of this 859-nucleotide messenger RNA. RefSeq names its product sorting nexin-24-like. The record is from RefSeq and is a predicted model, not a curated record. NCBI's taxonomy places the organism in Eukaryota, Metazoa, Chordata, Aves, Trogoniformes, Trogonidae. The transcript is spliced from 10 exons. The annotation marks the transcript as partial. Gene Ontology annotation, molecular function: phosphatidylinositol phosphate binding.